GUGCGCGGAGUCACGUGCGGCGUGCAGAUGGCUGCGGCGGCGCCGCUGGUCGGGAGCCCGCGGCCCUGAGUGGGAGCCGGGCCGGCAUGGAGGUGUACAUCCCCUCCUUCCGCUACGAGGAGAGCGAGCUGGAGCGGGGCUAUACGGUCUUUAAAAUAGAGGUGCUAAUGAGUGGAAGGAAACAUUUUGUGGAGAAAAGAUACAGUGAAUUCCAUGCGCUUCAUAAAAAGCUCAAGAAAUUCAUAAGGACUCCGGAAAUCCCUUCAAAGCAUGUGAGAAACUGGGUCCCCAAGGUCCUGGAGCAGCGACGGCAAGGCUUGGAGUUGUACUUGCAGACAGUCAUUUUAGAAAAUGAAGAGCUCCCUAAAAUAUUUCUUGAUUUCCUGAAUGUUCGCCAUGUACCUACCUUGCCAAAAGCAGAAAGCUGUGGCUCUUUUGAUGAAACAGAAUCUGAAGAAUCGAGCAAACUGUCCCACCAGCCUGUACUGCUGUUCCUAAGGGAUCCAUAUGUCUUGCCUAAAGCCAACGAUGACUUUCCCAACGUAGUUAUAGAAGGCAUUCUACAUGGAAUAUUUUAUCCUCAUUUACUGCUCAGGUAGAAGUGGUGCGUGGCUAGAAGAACCUGAAGCAAGUCUCUGAGUUAUGUUUAACAGAAGUAACAGGAAUAAAAUUCUGUGAUGUGAAAAUUAAGCUCAGAAGCAAGAGGCAGAACCUUGGUUUAAGUUCAAGCAUUAUAUCUUUUUAAAUGAAAUCAAUGUCACUACAAUUGCUGCUUUUAAAAAAUGGCGAUAUGGAAACAACAGUAUUGAAGUUAUUUAUACCUUCUAUAUAUUGACAUGCUCUAACUAUUUAACACUAAAAGUCAUACACUGAAUUACACUAACCUUUGAAGAGAAUUGAAAGCUUUACUAAUUAUUUCUGUAACUUCUGUCAUAAAUUACACUAAACCUUUUUGCACCAGGAUUUUUCCCAGCACAUACCCCAUUGCUGGCAGUGGAUGGAUUUAAAGUGCUGAAGAGAAUGUGUAAGAAAUGGACAAAAAAAAAAAAAAAAUAAAGCAAGAAGAAAUGGAGAACAACUUAAAAGUGUUUUGUUAAUUUUUCUUAAAUUAUUUUGAAUCUGCUCCUUAAUAUCAGGUUGGAAAAGAGCCAGUUUAGGUAUAUGGAGAGUUUCUACUGGAAAACACGCUUCCACAUUCUGAAAUACAUAGCGUUCUCAGGAAGUUUUCUACAUUUCGGUUGAAAUUAUUUUAUCUACAAGGAGGUUUUACAUGGCAUUUAUGCAUCUCCAUUUAGUUAUGACAUCUAACCUGCGCAUAUAGUUACUCUUCACCUCAACUUGCAGACUGUAGUCGUAUCUUAAUACAAGUCACAGAGCCUACAACUCUGUGGUAAGGUAAAGCAAGAAUAUGAUAAAGCAGUAAAAUGACAAAACUAAAACUGAUACCUAUAUACAUUUGUUCAUAUUUAACUGGAAAUCUGUAUGUGUGCUACUGGACAUGACAAAAUAAAUUACUGACAUGACAAAAUAAAUUACUAGAAUAUGAA
Messenger RNA from Tyto alba (common barn owl), 1547 nucleotides. RefSeq names its product sorting nexin 24 (gene SNX24). Gene Ontology annotation, molecular function: phosphatidylinositol phosphate binding. NCBI's taxonomy places the organism in Eukaryota, Metazoa, Chordata, Aves, Strigiformes, Tytonidae. The coding region runs from base 87 to 599 and encodes 170 amino acids. The transcript has 7 exons. The record is from RefSeq and is a predicted model, not a curated record.